Molecule: messenger RNA, 5786 nt
Organism: Talpa occidentalis (Iberian mole)
Lineage: Eukaryota; Metazoa; Chordata; Mammalia; Eulipotyphla; Talpidae
Gene: COBL
Product: cordon-bleu WH2 repeat protein
Exons: 15
Coding region: 34-3996 (1320 amino acids)
Biological process (GO): actin filament network formation; actin filament polymerization
Cellular component (GO): dendritic growth cone; plasma membrane; terminal web
Molecular function (GO): actin monomer binding
Source: RefSeq, a predicted model, not a curated record
GAGAUCCGUGGAUGCCACACACCCAAGAAGAAAAUGAAGGCUCGUGCUCCCCCACCUCCUGGGAAGCCUGCUUCCCCGAAUGUGCACAGUGAGCAGAAACUGCCCCGAGAUGUGUCCCCUGGUCCCCAGCAGAACCUGCUCACGAUGAAGGAGCAGCUGCAGAAAAGUAUGGUGGACAUCACCGUGGUGCUGCCCAGUGGGAUGGAGAAGAAGAGCACAGUCAAUGGCAGCCAUGCAAUGAUGGACCUACUGGUUGAACUUUGCCUUCAGAACCACUUGAAUCCAUCUCACCAUACCCUUGAGAUCUGGUCUUCAGAAACUGAAAAACCUUUGAGUUUUAAGCCAAAUACUUUAGUUGGGAUGCUGGAUGUGCACACUGCAUUUCUGAAAGAAAAAGUUCCCGAAGAGAAGAUGAAGACCAGCCUACCUAAGGUGCCUGAGAAAUCUGUGCUUUUGAUAGUGAAUUACCUGCGAACACAAAAAGCUGUCAUGCGUGUGAGCCCCAACGUGCCACUCCAGAGCAUUCUCCCAGCCAUCUGUGCAAAGUGCGAGGUCAGUACUGAGCAUGUGAUCCUCCUGAGAGACAACGUCACCUGGGAGGAGCUGGAACUCUCCAAGUCCCUGAACGAUCUGGGCAUCAAGGAGCUCUACGCCUGGGACAAUAAGCGAGAAACCUUUAGAAAGCCAUCACUUUGCAAUGAUGAGGCAGAAAAGGAGAAGAAAAAAAUUCUGGGAUUUUUCAAAGUUAAUAAAAGAAGCAACAGUAAGGUGGAACAGCUGGGUCUGUCAGGGGUGGACAGUGAUGAGGACACCUCCAAGUCAGCCCUGGGCGAAAGCCUGAACGGCUAUAUAACAACACCAAAUUCCCCCUCUCUGAAGUCACGUUCCAUCACACUGGGGACAUCCCUGUCCCUCAGCAACAUUUCAGGGGUUUCUAUGAAGUCAGACAUGAAGAAGCGACGAGCUCCGCUGCCUCCCUUGCUGUCCAGUGCAGGCACACCUGUGCAGGACAGAGCAUCAGAAAAGAUGUCUCUGGGGUCACAGAUUGAUUUACAGAAAAAGAAGAGACGGGCACCAGCUCCCCCUCUGCCACAGCCUCCACCACCAAGCCCCCUGGUGCCCAACCGCACUGCAGACUCCUUGGAAAAGAGGAAGAGCGCCAUGGGUAUUGGACGGCAGGUGCCACAAAAGCCUCCCAGAGGCACUGCUCGGGGACCCCCUCAUUUAGUGCUCCCCCCACCCCCACCCUACCCUCCUCCCGACACAGAUGUGGCAGAGCCUCUCAGCUUUCCUGGGGAAGGCGCUGGUGCCGAGGCCACCGACCUGAGACCCACACUGACCCUGCCCCUGGAUGCUGGAGGUAUCUGCAGCACAGAUGGGGUUCCACCCGUGUUGUCAGAGGCCGAGGAAACUGUGUCUGUUGGCAGCUGUUUCGCAUCAGAAGACACGACAGAGGACUCAGGGGUGAUGAGUUCCCCCUCAGACAUCAUCUCACUAGAUUCUCAGCAUGACACCAUGAAAUCCAAGGAUAAGUGGGCCACAGACCAGGAAGACUACAGUGACCAGGACUUGGCUGCAACUCCAGAACUCGGUCCCCAGAAGAGCCCUUCAUGGGAGAGAAAUGGCUCUAGGAACUGGAAUCCAAGAACCGAAAAAGCUGUUAGAGCCUCAGAUGGUGAUGAAGACCUGUUUAUUAAUGUACAGUUCCAGAAGGCACUUGCAGAGCUUGAUGAAGACCUAGAAGAAAUGGAAGAAAGUUAUGAAACAGACACCAGUUCUCUAGCCAGCAACAUAAACGGUGUGUCCAGUCGCUGUACUCUGGAGGCCAUAAUCCCCAAGAAUGAUGUGGAUGCAAUCCCAGUCACAUUCAUAGGGGAAGUUUUAGAUGACCCCAUGGACUCAGGGUUGUUAUCCAAUAAAAACAACAAUGCUGGUUGUUUUGACCUGGGCAGUGUAACCAGGGGAGCCCCCAAGCUUUCCUACCAGACUGAGCGCAGCCAGCAACCUGAAAGAAAGAGGGUAGAAGUGUCUCCUUCUGCUCCUUCCCAUCACAUGGGAAAGGAAAUCAAGUUGUCCUUACCCAACACCCAUAAAGAUGUGAAUCUGAUUAAAAUGGAGCCUGGAGUGACUUCUGCUUCCAAACAGAAUACAAAAGAGCAAAGCCAGGACCCAGGCUCUGCCCACAGAGGGAAGACGCAGGCCGUGGAGAUAGCAAGUUCACAACCAGUGAGGGAAGAAGGUGAUAAUAACAACAAUGUCUCAGCAUCAUCUUGGCAUAGGGGCCAAAACCCAGGGGGAAGUUACGGACUUAAAUAUGGCCUCACAACAUAUAAAAUUGUUCCUCCAAAACCAGAGAUGAAGUGCUAUGACAGAGGAGUAUCCCUCUCAACAGGAGCCAUCAAGAUUGAUGAGCUGGGGAACCUAGUGAGUCCCCACACCAGUGGGUGCAAGACCUUUGCCAUGACGUCACCUGCUCUGGAAGCAGAAACCCAAUCCAUUGGAAAAAUCAAGGAAUUCUGGAGGUCCAACUCUGUGGAAAAAAAUUGUCAACUCACAGAGUGCUCAGCUAAGAGGACCCCCACAUGUACCCCCACCACACCAGAGAAAUCACAACAAAGCAGACUCAGAGCAGAGCCCACCUCCCCAGAACCCAAAGUGAUGGUGCCCCAGCAGCAGCUGACCCACCAUGAAAAUGGAAAACAUCUAGAGGAGAGAAGUCACCAGCCACACAUGGCAGCCACUUGCCACAUGAAAGUUCCAGCAGCUAAUGUCACAGAAGUCCCAUUUCUCAAGCCCCAGAGAAGGACAUCCAGUCAAUAUGUGGCCUCUGCCAUUUCCAAGCGGAUAGGGCCCCCCAAAGCCUCUGCCAGUGUGGUAAGGAAGUAUGAUAAUGCUGGGAAGCCCAUUGAAGGCAGAGAACCAGCACUAAAGGGGCAACCUGAGGCUGUGAAAGAUGGUGUGACCACCAGCCCAUCUCUACAGCUACAUAAACACAGUGCAGAGUCACCCUGUGGCCACCUUCCCAAUACCAACAGGGAAGAAUUGGCAGUAGGUAUCCUACCCAGAAAAGAAGCCUGCAGUUUUUACAGAAAGUUGUCUACUCAAGAGAGUCCUGCUGACACCCAAAGAAGAGCCUAUGUCCCAUCAGUUACAUCUUCCCAGAGGGGUCAUGUUUCUAUGGGACAGAGCUGUGAUUUCAGUGGGAAGCAAAAUACAAGUAACCCCAAGACAAGCUCAGCCUCUUACCCCAAGUACAUGCUGGACAGCACAAAUCCCCCUGCUUCUCACUCAGGAGAUGAUCAGAAUCCUGGCAAGGCUCAAGUGAAUGGUACCAGGUGGGUUCCCAUCCACAGUGAGUCUCCUAAAUCCCCAUCAGUGUCCAGCACAAAUGGCCAUGCUGGACGGGAGCCUCUUGAACAAGAUGAUAAACAAGACACAUCAUGUGAAAAUGAUGGUACCUUACCAUCCAGCAUCUUUGGGCCAAAGAAAAAAUUCAAACCCGUUGUCCAGAGGCCAGCACCCAAAGACACAUCCCUGCACAGUGCCCUGAUGGAAGCUAUCCAUUCAGCAGGAGGGAAGGACAAACUUCGAAAGACAGCAGAACACACAUCAGGGAGAGGGUCGAAGGAACCGUCCUACCCAGAGUCAGAGAGUGAACGCUCAGCACUGCUGGCAGCAAUCCGAGGACACAGGGGUGCCAGCAGCCUGCGCAAGGUGUCAUCCUCUGCCUCUGAAGAACUCCGGAGCUUCCGCGAUGCCUCACUGUCUUCACAAGGGGCAGAAUCCCUUGGGCUAGAGGACCUUGGUGUUCAACCUCACCCUCCAUUGCCACCUCCACCCCCUCCGGCCACUGGGGUUCCCUCUUUGUCCAGGACGGCAUUCAGUGCCAGUGCAGGCCCUCCCAGCGACCUAACAGAUGCCAGGCAGGCGUUGAUGGAUGCCAUCCGCUCAGGCACGGGAGCUGCAAGAUUGAGAAAGGUCCCCUUGCUCGUGUGAAUCAUCUGUAAGAUCAGAAGGCAGAAACCCACCUGUAAGAUGCCCACAAUCACAACUCAAGGAUGCCACACACAAGGGGUGCCAGGAUUUGGUGUGCUCCUUUGUCUACAGGCCAAAACUCAAGGCAUUGAUUUACAAUCUUUUGUAAUCCUCCAAAGUGGGGAGCGGGUGCUGCUCUGAUGUGUGGCUUGUGUGCCAAGUAAAUGUAUUUUGCCUCUGAAUAUUUAAAAUUGCCAAUACACAAUUCUUGUUGGCAGGUUAAUGGGAAUAUAAAUGUUGGUGCCCAACACUACCACUUAAUUAUGUUAAUGGGCAAAGUAUACAUUCAUGCCUUAGAUUGAUUUGGAACCUUUGAGAAUUUUAUCACAUACAGAUGACUAAAACCAUGUAGUUGUAUAAGAUCUUUUGAAUCCAUCCAUUUACAUAUAUAUUUGUAUGUAUGUAUGCAUACAUAAAUGUGUGUGUGUGUAUAUAUAUAUAUAUAUAUAUAUGUAUGUAUGUAUGUGUGUAUGUGUACACACAGUAGGGGAGAUGGAUCUCAGUGGAAGCAAUCUGAAUAUAAUAUGCUACAUGCUGUUAUGUGUUUUAGUAUUAACAAAAAAAAGUUCACAAACUUUUUCAAAGGUGAUAUGUUGAGUAAUGAAAUUGCUGGAAUUUUGUUCCUGAAAACUUUGGGGUUAAACCCUUAUGGAAGUUCACAGAUCAUGAUCUGACCAAAGAAUAUUUUAAAAAUCAACUGUGAUCACCCAAAAUCAUACAUGAUGUACUGACAAAGGAUUUCUGAAUUCUCCAAAGGCAGGGUGGCUAAAAUCAGAGUGACUUUAAAGUAGACACUGGUACUCCACAGCUGUCCAACAGCUGUCCCCAGUGGGCUGUGAAGUAGAACAUGCCUCCCAGAGCGGGGCUGUGUGCAGAGCCCAUAACCUCCCUGGGAGCCUUGGCAAUGGUGUAGGAUGUCAAGAGGGGGUAUUUUGAGUGUCUUUGUGUCACCGAAAUCAAAUCAAUAUUGUGCUAAUACUUCAUAAUAUGGGUUUGAUCUUGAUGCUUUUGUCCUAUAGAUCAGUGGCUCCCCUGAUAUCAUUAAAGCAGACUUCUCAUAGCACAUGGGAUUCAGCCACCAGUAUUUGUAAUGAGAUUUAACUACUAAGCAGUAGUUUUUCACAUCUAUCUAUCAAACAUUUUGUUUCAUUGAAAAAAUGCUCUUUGAGAGAUUAAUAGAAAUCAAGAAGAGUUCAUGAAAUAAAUUCUCAAUCUUAAUGAAAUAAUAAACAUUGUUAGAUCAGUUUAAUGUUUUACAACUAUUUCAGAUCCAGACUUGAAGUAGAAUGGAAUCUUCGCUCUGCACUGUGCAAUUAACUUCAUCACUUUCCUUGGUGUGGCGGGAGCAUCCAGCCAAUGGCUCUGAACCUCACUGCCCCUACUCUUUGUCUUUAGUGCCACAAAUAAAGGAAAAUGGUAGCCAUUGUGUGAGUUUCAUGUUUGGAUACCUUAUCCCCAGCUAAGCAAUAUUUAUGACUGCCUGCUACUCUCUGGGCAUAGUCACUACAUAUAAUACAGACAAGAAUAUCAGCCCAGGGCCUCCCCUGUGGCGCAGCGUUUGAGCGCUGGGUUGCUAGCCUGCCUCUGCAGCACGGGUUUGAUCCCCGGCCGCCAGGUGGGGGUCCCACAUGGCGCGCAGACCUCUCCUGCUGCCCGCUGCUCCCCUCAGCAGUGUACUUCGGUCCCUCUGCCUGUUCUGCUCCCUGCUCUGGCUCUGGUGGAUUCUCUCACCCUCCCGUGCUUCUGACUGU